Molecule: messenger RNA, 3173 nt
Organism: Neoarius graeffei (lesser salmon catfish)
Lineage: Eukaryota; Metazoa; Chordata; Actinopteri; Siluriformes; Ariidae
Product: interleukin-1 receptor accessory protein
Exons: 11
Coding region: 74-1861 (595 amino acids)
Biological process (GO): signal transduction
Source: RefSeq, a predicted model, not a curated record
GUUUACACCGAGCCGAACAGACAGAACCACUCAGGAAGCGCGUGAUACGGAACCGAAACGCGCGAGCCCGCGAAUGAAGCGUGUGAUCCGGAUGUUUCUUUCCGCUCUCCUCUUCCUCAGCUUGAUGUGGAUGGUUCAUGCCACCGUGUCAGAAACCCCACCCACUAGCCAAUCAGGGCCACCAUGUGUGAACUGGGGUGUGUAUGAAAGAGAAGUGGUGAAAGUGUAUGAAGGUGAAGCGGGGAGAAUACACUGCCCACUCUUCUCACACUCGAAGCUGUAUAACUACGCAAAGAUUCAGACCACGAGACACACACUGCUCUGGUACCGACAUACACACGAGCUUGAGGAGCCGGUUGACCUCAAGCUACCGAAGUUCGUCAAACACAGAGACUCACUGUGGAUACAGCCAGCUAGCAUGCAGGACAAAGGAGAGUACAUCUGCAUUCUCAGGAACAUGUCCUCGUGUGUGAAGAUCAGUGUAAGAUUGGAUGUGGUUCCCCGUAAAGGUCACUGUGACGACACGCUGCACCGUAACAUCUCUGUCCCACUGCAGAGCAACUACACACUUCGCUGUCCCAACGUGCAGUACCUACCAAGCAAAAUGGACAGCAUCAUCUGGUACCAUAACUGCAGUCGUACCUCAUCCGAUGGCUUCAAAGAACUGCGCGGAGAUGAGCUUGUGAUCUUCCAAAUGUUCAUUUUAUACAUCGGUCGUUACACCUGCAUCGUCACCUACCAGAGCAACGGACUUUCGCUCAACUACACAUACACCAUCACCCUCAGAGCCGUGUCCAACGAGGGGCACAAAGAGCCAAAGAUACUGAAUCCAGCUGAUCGUCAGAUUUACACCGUCAGCGUGGGAAAGACUGCAACGUUGGCCUGCUGUGCGUUCUUUCCAUACCUUAAUGAUGAGGAGCUGCAGGUGUGGUGGAGCAUCAACAACAAGACACUGGAGGAACUAUUAGAUCCUCGAUACACCUCACCUCCAGUCAAGGUGCUACUAGAUGAUUAUGGUGACCGUCAAGUGCAGAGAGUGUUGAGUGUGUCACCAUUUAAAGAAGACGAUCUGCACAAAGAGUUUCGCUGCUCCGUUCAGAACAGUAAAGGAUUCCAGAGCAAAGCUGCCACAUUGAAGAAAGAAGAGUACAUUCCUGCUGUAGAGCUCGGCUGUGGUCUUGGUGCAACUCUGGUUGUCGCGUUGUUGCUCUUUGUGUUGUAUCGUGUGUUCUGGCUCGAGGUGCACCUUCUCUAUCGCUCCUGGUUUGGCACGGACGAGAGAGACACAGAUAAUAAGGAGUAUGAUGUGUACAUCUCGUACGCACGCAACACUGAGGAGGAGGAGUUUGUCAUGGCAACGCUGAGGCGUGUUCUGGAGGCAGAGUUUGGAUACACCGUGUGUAUAUUCGACAGAGACAGUCUGCCAGGUGGAACUGUGACAGAGGAGACUCUGCAAUUCGUCAGUCGUAGUCGGCGUUUGCUGGUCAUACUGAGUGCAUGCAGUGCAUUUCGGGAUGCCCAGGCUCUCCUGGAGGUUCGGGUGGGUGUGUCUGCCAUGCUGCGGGGUGGCAACGUGAAGCUGGUGCUGGUCCAGUUUAAACCGACUCACGUGAUGCAUGACAAGAGUCACAAACAGGACACGCACAAGUGCGUGAAAGAGCUGCGCCGCGCACGUAUCGCUCUCGCGCUUGUCCGUUGGGAAGGAGACAAGUCGACCUCGCUCACGUCUCACUUCUGGAAGAAACUGCGGCUACAGCUGCCUGUCCGCACGCUGACACACACUGCGAAACAUACGCAGGAUACUUCACAUACUGACGAUAAACAGAAAUCGGAGAGUAUAGGGCUAAUGCUGGAAACGUAACAUACGUACGACAACACAACACCCACAGACGCAUGACACAAAACAUAAUCACCAUCGCCACCAUCAUUUUUGUGGGCGUGUCCAACAAUAAUGUGACUCAGGGUAAGAAAAUUAACCUGCAUUACUUGGUUAAUUGUUUUUUAUGCACAAAAAAAGUAUAUUUUAUAAAUGCUUCUGCUGUUAAGGGUCAUGAUAAAGUGUUUUUUAUCAUUAAUUAAUCAGUCUGAACAAUGCAUUUCAUUCAUAGGAAAGUAACAUGUCAUGUGAUUGAUGCUCGCUAAACAUAACGUCCCUUUUCACAAAGAACAGAAGUACGUGAACAGAAGUACGUAAAAGAUUUCUGCUGUUCACGGGACGAUUUUUCUACCAAAUAAAUAAACACUGAUGUGUAUCAGUUCACUCGUCAUUGAAAGACGUUACUCUCUUCACUGUUUUCAAAACGGAAAUUCAGGAAUAAUUCUUAUUAUUAUUUUUAUAAUAAAUUCUUCAUAGGAAACUUAUUUCGCAGCGAUCAGGAAGAUAACUAGCUUCGUAGUUACAUCAUGUUGUUUGUGUAUUAUAUUACACGUUACCAUUUUUUAAUUCAUUUGCAUUCCUCACUUUUACGCAACGAUAAAAUUGUAUGUAGGUCAAGCAGUUGGCUAAAUGGUGCUGAGUUGCUAGCAAACACUCAGUGGUUUACUUUUUCUGCUGAAUUUUUAAAGGUCAGCCAGAUUCACUUUGUUUACAUCUCUAAUUAGCUGAAGUUAGCUAUGUUAAUGCUAGUUUUCGACAAAAAUAUAGCACGUACCAAUGUGAAAGUGCUAACACCAAUAAUAGCACCAGCCUUUAUCGUGUUGUAGCUUCAUUCAGGGCGACUUCUGGCAGGAAAAAAAACAACAAAAAAACACAAAUGUGAAAAGGACCCAUUGCUUGCACUUUAAUAGCUUCAUAAACUGCAGUAUUCUGUAUAUUUAUCUUGGUAGUGUUAUGUUUAGGAGUUGCCACUAGAGUAAUUGAGUUUAACUGAUUUGCGAGUUAGCUAAUAUCAUUCUAUACAAAAGUGUUACCCAAAGUAAGGUAUUAAAUAAGCCAGGAUACAGGGUCCUUUGGUAAAUUAUCGGUAUAACGUGUCAUAUUUUUCACACACUUGCUUUCAAAUAUCUAAAUGUGUGUGUGUGUGUUUUACACAACCUGUAAACAUCAUUAAGCAUUUCAUUGUGUUACAGUAUUUAUGCCAUUCAGCCAUUUUGCUUUUAUUUGUCAUGAAUUCAUUGAUCAUGUGAUGUCAUUUCAACUGUUAUUACUAAAAUGAAUAAACAUCAUGUUCAUA